AUGGUUCGCACGUAUGCAGAAGAUCGGCUGGUGUUCAAAGCCCACGUGGGGGAGCGCAAGCUGAACGUGUCGCGUAACACCGCCAAGACUUGCGGGCUGCGCCAUUGCCGAACGUGGACGCCUGAAUCUCUCAAAGUAUGCGCCAAGUGCCGGAACAUCUUCUACUGUUGCCCGGAACAUCAGCGUGAAGACUGGAAGCGACACAAACCGAUGUGUAUAGCUCAUCGAAGCACAGAAGCGCGAGCUAUGGCAGCUACACCAAAUAAUCUCCCACCGGGAGUCACGUCUCUCAUGCAACUGAAGGACAUCUUGGAAGACUUCGCCAAACUACACGAGCGUGCUUUGGCUAGUAUAAUCGGCCGAGCGCUGGCUUUCCGUCGUGGCAAGAAGCGUCUCCCACUCGACUUCAGAACUGAAUAUAUAGGCUUCUGGGUACGCUGGCGCGGCGAAGAUCUUAGUCCUGCGAAUACCUUUGAAGUCUACGAGGGCGAUUUAAUGGACGCUGAUACGCUGCCCGACGUCCUGAAGGAGAGAUUUACGGAUUUCACAGAACGUGUUGUUCAGCCGAAUAUCAACUCUGCCAACGAGAAGUUUGACGACUUGCUGACGCUCGUCCCUGUUCUUUUUACUAUCAACACUCUGACCUAUAUGACCUCGGUCGCUUUGCACAAGCCGCAUUGGCAACAGGAGCCGAGUUCUCUUCCAAUCUGGGCCGAGUUGGAGAAGUACGCGUCGAUCGGUGUCGUCGCUAGGAGAUUCGUUACUACAGAUGCGGAGACAUUCCAUGAUCAGUGGGGAACAAUGGUUCGCCGAGGAGAUGAGUGGCAUUGGCAGAAGAGCGAGGGAUCUGUGGAUAACUUACGGAAUAAGCAGCUGGUGCGCGAGCGUGCAAAGGCAAUGAAGCGUGCAGCUGCAGCAGGUAUCACUCGCACGUCUGACUGGGAGUCGCCGGCUGCAUCUGCCUUCGCCGGAAGAGCAGAAUCGUCGGACGCAGGGGAAGUAAGUGAAGUUACAGAGGACGAUGAUACAAGUCUGGCGUCAGCGAUGCAGAAUCAGUCUAUCUGA
This is a messenger RNA of Peniophora sp. CBMAI 1063, 1065 nucleotides long. NCBI's taxonomy places the organism in Eukaryota, Fungi, Basidiomycota, Agaricomycetes, Russulales, Peniophoraceae. The record is from the annotation of a GenBank genome assembly.